Messenger RNA from Stegostoma tigrinum, 6645 nucleotides. RefSeq names its product MORN repeat containing 4 (gene morn4). NCBI's taxonomy places the organism in Eukaryota, Metazoa, Chordata, Chondrichthyes, Orectolobiformes, Stegostomatidae. The record is from RefSeq and is a predicted model, not a curated record. The transcript has 5 exons. The coding region runs from base 123 to 563 and encodes 146 amino acids.
UGGGGUCUGUGUCAGGAGGACAUGUCUGACUCAGGCAGGGCCUGGGAGCUGAAUAUUCAUCAAUUUAAACCUGGCUCCCUGUUGCAUGAUCCACAGGCUGUUUAGCACUACAGGAUUGGAGUAUGACGCUGAUUAAAGGAACUUUCACCUACUCCAGUGGUGAGGAGUAUCACGGGGAAUGGAAAGAGGGUCGCCGUCACGGGAUUGGGCAGCUGAGGUUUGCUGACGGCAGCAACUACGUGGGCCAGUUUGAAAAUGGCCUGUUCAGUGGCCGUGGAACACUGGUCUUCUCUGACGGCUCAAGAUAUGAGGGUGAGUUUGUUCAGGGGAAGUUCCAAGGAGUUGGUGUCUUCACUCGAUGUGAUGGGAUGAAGUUUGAAGGAGAAUUUAAAAAUGGACGUGUUGAAGGAUAUGGACUGUUGAUGUUUCCAGAUGGUUCGCACGGGCACCCACGAAAUGAAGGCAUCUUUGAGAACAACAGGCUGUCUAAACGGGAGAAGUGUCAAGCUGUGAUCCAGAGAGCACAAGCGAGUGCGAAAAGUGCACGGGCUCUCUCCCUCUAACCAGUUAUCUGUGCUUAAAAUCAAUUAACGGUUUAUCCUGGCUGCGUGGGAGAAUGCAGAAAUACUGUGUUUGCAUUCAGAACCGUUGAAUUCCAAAUUGUGAUGAUGUUGUGGUCUCGCUUUCGUUUCCAUCCCAGCCUGGAUAACAGUAUCCUGGACAGCCCAGCACAUUUGGGAAUGGAUUUCAUUUGCUGGCUUCCCAAUCUGGAGCUCCGGCUCUUGAAGUCUCGCUGUCAGGAGGAAGACUUAAACUACUGGCCACUGGUAUCUUGCCCACCCCCAAAAUGCAGAUUGCAAAGUGUAUUAGCUGCAGUCUGGGCCGGGGGCAGGAGUGUGAUGAGUCAAGAGAACGGGGUUUUGGAAUUGACUAAAGGAAGAUUUCCCUUAAGAUGUCCCAGAGUACUUCAUAUCUCUGACUUGAUGGUGACCCACCACAGCUCCCGCAGAAAGGAUCAUAAUCCAACACCUGGAAGUCUCUGACAGCUUGGUUUUGUCAAUUAAGACACCUUCUGUGACACUGCAGUUCCAGGAUUGCUCCUGACCACUCCUCCCCUUCCAACUCCCCAAACAAACAUAGAAAACUCACUGAUUAGUUGAAGAUUCAAUCGUUGGAAUUGUUCAAAAUUGCGAAACAUUAGGGGAAAAAAUAAUUCCCCUGGCAGUACAGACUUGAUGGACUGAAGGUCCCCUUCUCUACUCUAUUUUUCAAUAAUUCUAUGAGGGUGACUAACCAGAAACCAAUUAGCAAAAGAGCCAGAUGGAGACAAGUGGUAUUUAUUCUCUCAGCAAACUGCUGAGAUCUGGAAUUCUAUACUAGUAUUAACUUUCUGGGAAUUAUGCAUAUAUACUCGAAGGCAAAGGAUUUGUGAGGCUCUGCAGAAAUGAGAGUGAAGUUCAGUGAUUGGAUAGCUCUUUCAGAAAGACAGUGCAGGCACAAAUGGCUGAAAGAGUCACUGAUUAUGUCAUGAUUGCCUGAUUGAGAUCAGCUUAUCCCAUUAAUCAAGGGCAACAACCAUCUUCACAAUAUAACAUCUUAUCUCCCAGUGUUUGGUUAUGUGUGGGCUGUGUCGGUAUGAAUCAUAGAGCCUUUCUUGUGACAGCGGGCAAAGUUUAAACUCUUCCCAUCCCUGGCCAUAUUUGAAGUUGCUGCUGCUUGCAUCUCUCUGGCAUUCUAAUUUUGGAUUAUCCAACAGGCAUCAUUAAGAGCAGGCCAUUCCAAAUAUCCAUCAGAUGUGAGAAACCUGUCAAAAAUAUAGAAUGGAAUCUCCAGGCUUGAUGGGAAGACUGCAUUCUGAGUUAAGGUUUGGGAUUUCAGCUGUUACUUCCACAUCCUAGCUGCAUUCAUUCAUUCAUUCAUCCUAACUAUCCAUUCCAGCUGUUAUUUUCCUCUGCCACUGGCUUAUUUACAUUUUUCUCUGCCUUCUGUCCAUUAAGGUUGCCCUUUGCAACCUUGUUCCUGUGCCCUCUUGUCCUUUUACAGUGGCAUUCCUAAAAUCUUGGACAGAUGUCUCAAACACCUCAGUAAUGCAUCAACUGAAUCUUCAGUUCAGUGAGCACACUUUGUGUGUGUGUCUUGCCUUCUUAGAUUGCAAUGCCUUUCAACCUCCAACCCCAGGUUUUUUUUAUGUUAACCAAACUUAAACCAGAGGGGUCAGUUUUGAAUCUGUUUCACCCUUCAACCCACCCUGAAACUUCUGACAAAAGUGAACAUAGGAAGUAUAGUUAGUAAGUUUGCAGAUGAUACCAAAAUUGGAGGUGUAGUUUACAGUGAAGAAGAUUAUCUCGGAGCACAAUGGCAUCUUGAUCAGAUGGGCCAGUGGGCCAAGGAGUGAUAGAUGGAGUUUGAUUUAGAUAAAUGUGAGGUGCUGCAAUUUGGAAAGGCAAAUCAGGGCAGGACUUAUACACUUAAUUGUAAGGUCCUGGAGAGUAUUACUGAACAGAGACCUUGGGGUGCAGGUUCAUAAUUCCUUGUAAGCGGAGGUGCAGAUAGAUAGGAUAGUAUUUUGCCUUUAUUGUUGAUUGCAUUGAGUAUAGGAGUUGGGAGGUCAUGUUGCAGCUGAUAGGACGUUUCUGAGGCCACUGUUGGAAUAUUGCACGCAAUUCUAGUCUCCCUGCUAUUGGAAGGAUGGUGCGAAACUUGGAAGGAAAAGAUUUAUAAGGAUGUUGCCAGGGUUGGAGUGUUUGAGCUGUUGGGAGAGGCUGAAUAGGCUGGGGCUAUUGUCCGUGAAGCAUCAGAAGCUGAGGGGUGACCUUAUAGAGGCUUAUAAAAUCAUGAGGCACUUGGACAGGGUAAAUAAACAAGGUGUUUUCCUCGGGCUGGAGGAAUCCAAAAUUAGACAGCAUAGGUUUAAAGUGAGGGGGAAAGAUUUCAAAGGGAUCUAAGGAGCAUCUCUUUCACGCUGAGGGUGGUGCAUGAAUGGAAUGAGCUGCCAGAGGAAGUGGUGGGGGCUGGUACAAUAGCAACAUUUAAAAGGCAGCUGGAUGGGCACAUGCAUAUGACAGGUUUAGAGGGAUAUAGGCCAAAUGGAACUAGAUUUAUUUAGAAUUUCUGGUCGGCUUGGACGAUUGGAGCGAGGGCCUGUUUCUUUGCUGUACAUCUCUAUGACCCUAUGUUUUGUAGUUGUGUGUUUUGAAAACUUACCAGUGAUACGAAUUUGAGCUUGUGUGAUUGUCAACGUUAUUCAUUGAGCUUUGAAUAUUCAACAUGUUGGGAAGUUGCUGCAUGGUGGUCCAGAGGGAAACAGUGAAAGGAGAAUGGUACCCUCAGUAUUAAGCAUGGCUGCCACCCUCAGUGAUACCACUUGUUCACAUCUGCCUGAUUUAUUCGUGUGCUUAUUGGAUCCUCACUGAGCUCUACGGUAAAGUCCUUUAAAUAUUAUUUUCAGAGGAAAUAUCUUGGAUGAAAUGAAAACUCACAUGGAACCCAUCAAAGAAGAAAGCACUUCAUGUUCAGUGUCCUCAUUUGAGCUAUCUCUUUCAGAAAAAUAAUCUUGUUAUUAGUUUGAAAAUAAAAACAGAUUUAACAAAAUAAGAUGAAAGAUUUUGUCCCUCAAAAUCAAAUCCAAACUCCUACCCCUUAACGUGCAUUGUAACAAAGAGCAAAGUGGCUUUUUCAACCAUCACAUAAAACUUAAUUAUUGAAUUAAAUACAUAUAUCCUCAUUUCAAGAACAAUCAAGUCUGCAUAAACCAUAUCCCAAAACAAUCCUAACCCAAAGUUUGGAAUUCCAAAGGACUAAAGUCCACAUCUCUCUGUACAACAUAAUCUCCUCUCCACUUAGGACAGCCAUGUCUGAACAUCCAUUCCAUGUAGUAGAAGCCAACUUCUAGAUUCCAUGGUAAAGAUAUCACACCUGGGUCCAAUAUGUUGUGGCUCAGUCCUCUGCAUUGCUGCUUAGUAUUUAGUAAUCCCCCCACUGGUACAAUUACUGAGGACCAGUUGUUCAUUUGGUACUGCCAGAUGCAGCUAAACAACUGCCAGGAUUCAGCAUCAUCUCAAGACGUGAUUUUGUUUCCGAUUUGUCACAAUGUUUGCAUAAUGCCUUGCAGCAGUCAGCCUACUGAGCAAGACUGUUUUAUUUACAUUGGAAUAUAAGAAGAGGAGGCCAUUAAGCCUGAUCAGAUUCUAAUUUGUGACCUGACUCCACAUCACUUAAUAACUUUGGUUAACAAAUGAUCUGCAGAUCUUAAAUUUAUAAUCAACACUUGAUCCAGUACUCGCUGCUGUUUGUGGAAGAAUUCUCUGUUGAAGCUUGCUGUGUUGACUGACCAGAAUUGCACUGGCCCUUGACCCUGAACCAUUUCAGUGAUUUCAAUGGUGUUCAAAGAACAAGAUGAAAUUGAACAGAAAGCCUUCAGUAUUCUUUGGUUCUGAUGAGCCUGAGCUGAAACAUCAACCAGUUCCUCUGUUGAAUGUUAGUGGACUCUGCUCUGCAUUUCCUGUGCUUUUUCUUUCAUUGUGUGCACAGUGUUGUAACUGGUCUUUUCUAACCUGCUUUUAUUUUUAUUUUAAUUGCCUUAUGCCUUAUCUUGCCUUUUAUUGUCAAUUUAAAUGGCGUCUCGUACUAGACCAUGCAGGAUUGGACUAGUAACAGCUGCACCUGUGGAGAAACCUCCUACCUCGCUUAAGAUGGGGAGAUUCAGUUAAUGAGCAAGACCCUGCCUGCACUCCACUGUGAGUCCCUCAACUUAAUAACACUGGAGUAUUAAGGACUAAAUAGGUGCUUACUUCCAUGCUGCCCACUUGCAACACUCCAUCCAUGCUCCUGUGUUUCUUGUGGAGAAAGAGGACUCCUUUAACCAGUUUGCCGAAAGCUCAUCCCAAAUUGUUUCACCUCUGCUCCUUUUAUAGUUAAGGGGAGGCUCAAAGCCUGCCAAGGAGGAGUUGGGGUAGAAUUGAGCCUGGGGAAGUUUCAGUGAAGGAAGGAGAGAAAGUCAAAUGCCUUAAAUAUGAAUAUAAGUGCUGUGUUGUUCUGGGUGCGAAUGUAUUUCAGUGCGAUAUAAUUCAGAAAGCAGUCCUGCAUCUCAUUUUAAAACAUACCUGAUCCUUUUUAAAGCAGGCUAUAAUGACAUGAAAAUUUAAGAGAAAUGAAUUUAGCAAAUUGAUUGGAACAAAAACAGAAGUUGCUGGAAAAGCUCAACCGAUCUGGCAGCAUCAUUGAAGAAAAAAAUAAGAGUUAACGCUCUGGGUCUGGUGACCCUUCCUCAGAAGUGAUUGUCAGUUUUUUAAUUUUAAGUAAUGUUGAUUUGCUGGCUGCUGUGCUUUUGUGCCUUUUUUUUGCACAUGAUACAGGGAAGCGUAAAAGGGACAGGUGUGUGAAAAGAUUAGCUCUGAAUUCAGAGGAUUUCACUCUGAAACACACUUUAAGAAACUAUAUAAUUUGUAAUAUAAUGAAUAAUUUGAGACAUGGCAUGUGGUGAGUGUAGUAUUACAUGGAAGGGGGUGGGUGUUAGUUGGGGAUGAGAUUGCUGUGGAUCCCAAAGCUAAAUGUCACCAGGGGCUUUCCUCGCCAUAUGUCUUGUUCUCCAGCACACCCAAUGAUGCAGACUAACUCCUAUGAUUUAUCAAUAUCUCAUUGUAUCAAGUUGGUAGGAGGUGAACUAGAUGGAAUUUGGUCUUGUUUGCAUAUUCCUGUGAAGAUCAAAUGUGUGACUCCUUUAUCAUUGUGAUGGAAAACUUAAGCUAGUAAAAUGGUCACACAAUUACAUGUCAGAUGGUACUUCAAGCUUUACCAUCUUGGUGCCGCUCCAAACCUUACCCUUCCGUUUGAUUGCAAAAAUUGUUGCCUGCUAUUAUUUCCUUCUGUUGGAAGAUCCCAGGUUUGCUCAGGGCUCUGAGUUGUGUGUUCUAGUUGGUCUCUUUGGCACUUGAGAUCAUGUAUAACUUUAUAUAUUACCCUAUCCACAACUCCCUCCAUUAGUUGACCUCGUUUUCGUUUUUCUUUUUUCCCCUUGCUUUUGCUUGUGCUGUCUCUCUCCCUUCUGUUAAUGUACAGGUACUUUGUAUGAAGCAGAAAAUACAAAUGCUUUGUGACAUUACCCCAUCACCCUACCAGCUAAUUUGGGUCCACCCUAUCCCCUCAGUUUCAAAAUCAAGAUUUGGCCAGUGCCAUCUCAGGAGUUGAAGACUCACUAAUAAGAUCAUUCAUAUGCUGCUGUGACAAUUUGUAAUGAAUGAAGUAUUAUGCUAAUGUAUUACUAUGCUUUGUGUUACUUUUCUAAAAGGGCUGGACUCUUAAGCUUUUUUUUCAAGUGGUCACAGUUCCUGUUUUAGCCCAAGUGUCCCAGUCUAAUGUGAAACAGGCAGGAAGUCUUAUUAGCUAUAAUUGUUAAGAGUUCAAGUUAAUUGCAGUGUAAUUCGAAGUGAAACAUGGUGCUUUCUCAUUACUUGUUUACUUACUUUCAUGCCUUCAGUAUCCAUGAGGAAUUGAUGGAUUUUCUUGCACAUAUUUAACUGAUGGACUAAAAUCUAUCAUGGAAAUGUAUUAAUAUUCUUAUAUAUGCUGCCUCUUCUCUCCCCCAGUCUUAUUUUUCAAGUGCAAUUAAAUGUGAUCACAAAUUGGCUUGUCCAAAUAAUGCAAUAA